CUGCGGAGUAUCCGAUCCAGCUCACCGAAGAUAAGAGAUGGAAGACGGGGCAAAUUACAAACGGAUUUCCAGCUGAUAGAUAAACUAAACAAAUAUAUAUCAGAACUCCCGGCGGCUUUCUUCGCCAGCGAUGGAGGCCGUACAGUUCUCGACCGUUGCCUCCCGCCACUUUCCUUCGAAGUCCUUGCCGAAGAGCUCCAGGAGCUUGUUUAGCUGCAAAUGUGCGAGGAAUUCUGCUAAAGCAGUCCGUUCUUCAUGGAGCGGUUCGAGCAGCGUUGUUUCUCUUUCGUCCAGAAAUCCGUUUACUAGACAACUGUGGGGUUGGGUGAAUAGCAGGAGCGUUGCUCUGAGAAGAGAUACGCGUGGCGUGGUGAGAGCAGAAAUGUUUGGGCAGUUGACGAGCGGGCUUGAAAAUGCUUGGAACAAGCUCAAAGGAGAAGAGGUUUUGACGAAGGAAAACAUAGUGGAGCCUAUGAAGGAUAUUAGGAGAGCUCUUCUGGAAGCAGAUGUAAGCCUUCCAGUUGUUAGAAGGUUUGUUCAAUCAGUUAGCGAGGAAGCCGUUGGGGUAGGCCUGAUACGAGGAGUGAAGCCUGAUCAGCAAUUGGUCAAGAUUGUACGUGAUGAACUUGUGAAAUUAAUGGGAGGAGAGGUCUCUGAACUAGUUUUUGCAAAAUCUAGCCCUACAGUCAUAUUAUUGGCUGGUCUACAAGGAGUUGGCAAGACGACAGUAUGUGCAAAGCUGGCAAACUAUCUUAAGAAACAGGGAAAGAGUUGCAUGCUUGUUGCUGGAGAUGUGUACAGACCUGCUGCUAUUGAACAACUCAUCAUUUUAGGUGAACAGGUGGGUGUUCCUGUUUAUACAGAGGGGACGGAUGUCAAGCCUGCUGAAAUAGCUAGGAAAGGCUUAGUGGAGGCUAAAAAACAAAAUGUAGAUGUUUUGAUAGUUGAUACUGCUGGAAGGCUUCAGAUAGACAAAGGGAUGAUGGAUGAAUUGAAAGACGUGAAGAAAGUCCUGAGCCCAACUGAGAUUUUGCUUGUUGUUGAUGCUAUGACAGGCCAAGAAGCUGCAGCACUGGUGACUACUUUCAAUGUUGAAAUUGGAAUCACGGGUGCCAUUUUGACAAAGCUAGAUGGAGAUUCCAGAGGUGGGGCUGCUCUGAGUGUUAAAGAGGUAUCAGGAAAGCCAAUCAAACUUGUAGGUCGAGGAGAGAGAAUGGAUGACCUGGAACCUUUCUACCCAGAUCGUAUGGCUGGACGUAUUUUAGGAAUGGGAGACGUUCUCUCAUUUGUGGAGAAAGCACAAGAAGUAAUGCGCCAAGAAGAUGCCGAAGACCUUCAAAAGAAGAUAAUGAGCACAACAUUCGAUUUCAAUGAUUUCCUGAAGCAAACUCGUGCAGUCGCACGCAUGGGUUCCAUGACUCGUGUCCUUGGCAUGAUCCCAGGGAUGGGAAAGGUAACUCCUGUUCAAAUUCGAGAAGCAGAGAAAAGCUUAAAGAUCGUGGAAGCGAUGAUUGAAGCAAUGACUCCAGAGGAAAGAGAGAAGCCUGAGUUGUUGGCAGAGUCAUCAAUUAGGAGGAAAAGGAUUGCACAAGCGUCUGGGAAAACAGAGCAGCAGGUGAGCCAACUUGUUGCCCAACUUUUCCAAAUGCGAGUUCGGAUGAAGAAUAUGAUGGGUGCAAUGGAAGGUGAAUCUAUUCCUGCUCUGAGCAAUCUUGAAGAUUCCCUAAAGGCCGUACAGAAGGCUCCUCCUCGUACCGCAAGAAGGAAGAGAAUAUCAGAAUCCAAGAAGCAGUCAUUAUCAUCAAGGCCCAGUCCCCGUGGCUUCGGUUCAAGCAGUUAGGAUCUGUCCACUCAUCAAAAGAUAGAAGUCCAAUAUCCUGCAACUAUCACAUUUUUUUGUUGUUGUUAAGGGUGAUAUUAUUAUUAUUAUUAUUAUUAUUAUUAUUAUUAUUAUUAUUAUUAUUAUUAUUAUUAUUAUUAUUAUUAUAUAACUAGCCUAUUACCCGGCCCGUUGGCCGGAUUACUGUAUGUUACCCACUUGUGGAAUAGGAGAGAAAGCAAGUGAGAGUGAAGGGAUUGAGAUUCCACUUGAUUAGGACCGACCCACUAAUCUGAUUCUUCCCGACCCGCCCCAACCUAAAGGGUCAGAAAGAGUCAAUAAGAAAAUACGAACGGAGAGGAUUAGUCAUAUUCAUAUAUCUUGACUCUUCAGAAGUGGGUCAAACAGGAUCAAGGUUGGGUGAGGGAAAUUUUUAGCGCUAAGCAGAGUUCUGGGUUGAAUAACUUUACUUAGGCCUA
This is a messenger RNA of Linum trigynum, 2298 nucleotides long. Lineage: Eukaryota; Viridiplantae; Streptophyta; Magnoliopsida; Malpighiales; Linaceae. The record is from the annotation of a GenBank genome assembly.